Bacidia gigantensis is the source of this 1239-nucleotide messenger RNA. RefSeq lists its product as uncharacterized. Gene Ontology annotation, molecular function: ATP binding; diphosphomevalonate decarboxylase activity. Gene Ontology annotation, cellular component: cytosol. Lineage: Eukaryota; Fungi; Ascomycota; Lecanoromycetes; Lecanorales; Ramalinaceae. Bases 1 to 1239 code for a protein of 412 amino acids. The record is from RefSeq and is a predicted model, not a curated record. Gene Ontology annotation, biological process: isoprenoid biosynthetic process; isopentenyl diphosphate biosynthetic process, mevalonate pathway. The transcript has a single exon.
AUGGCCGAUCCAAAGAUCUACCGUGCGUCCACCACCGCGCCCGUCAACAUUGCUGUGAUCAAGUACUCCCGCUCCCCCUCGUUUGCUCAACUCAUACACUACCGUGAUACUGAUUGCCAAACCUACAGGUACUGGGGAAAACGAGACCCUCGUCUAAACCUCCCUACCAAUUCAUCCCUCUCCGUAACCCUCUCGCAACGCGACCUUCGCACUCACACGACCGCAUCCUGCAGCUCCACUUAUGCCGGACCAGAUUCACUCCUUCUCAAUGGUGCCGACCAAUCCCUCGAGACGCCCCGCUCAAUCGCCUGCUUGAAAAGCCUGCGAUCUCUACGUGCAGAGCUCGAAGCGAACAACACCUCCCUCCCCACUCUAUCAACGUUACCAUUGCGGAUUGUCUCAAAGAACAACUUUCCUACGGCGGCUGGUCUGGCGAGUUCUGCGGCAGGCUUUGCUGCGCUCAUAAGAGCCAUUGCGAACUUGUAUGAGCUCCCGCAGCCACCGGAAGAUUUGAGUUUGAUCGCUAGGCAAGGGUCAGGUUCUGCGUGUCGGAGUUUAUUGGGAGGCUACGUGGCUUGGGAUGUUGGACAUGCAGAUGAUGGCAGUGAUAGCAAAGCCAGAAUCGUGGCGUCGAAGGAGCAUUGGCCGGAGAUGAGAGCCCUGAUAUUGGUAGUGAGUGCUGAGAAGAAAGCUGUGAGCUCCACAGCGGGCAUGCAAGCCACGGUCGCCACGUCCGAAUUAUUCAAGGCAAGAGUGCAGGUGGUACCGGGGAGGAUGAAGGAGAUGGAGGAUGCCAUCAAGAGAAAAGAUUUUGCAAAAUUUGCGAGACUGACAAUGAAAGAUAGUAAUAAUUUUCAUGCUUGUUGUUUGGAUACAGAGCCGCCAAUACGAUACACGAAUGAUGUGAGCUGGGCUGCCAUGCAAGUCGUGGAGGAUAUGAAUAAGACAAGCAGCGAAGGGGAUGUUGCGGCUUAUACAUUUGACGCAGGUCCAAAUGCUGUAAUAUACUACACUACCGAUAACAGGUCGGUCGUUGAGGGUAGAUUUGACGGUGUCUUGACCGGUAAAGAAGGAUGGGUCUCAUCAGGCAAUGGCUUGAAAAGGGAACCAAAUCAUGCGGAUGAGACUCUUCGCAAUGGAAUCAGCCGAGUGAUCAUGACAAGCGUAGGAGAUGGUCCUGUCAAUAUCCAGGACCAUCUCAUAAAUGAGAAAGGUGAGGCAUCAGAGUCAACGACAUGA